AUGGAUAGUAUAGACCAGUAUCAACCGAGUUGGAGAUUCACCAUCCCAGGAGUGAAGAAAAGUGAUGCUAUGCAACGCAACGCUGAAGCUGGAAUGCCUAAUCACUAUACACGAAAGACUGAUAAAGGAAAUGUAAGUGUUGAAAUCUACGACCUGGCUUAUGAAGAGGUUGAGAUAAGAGGUAGAAGUCUAAGAGAUGCUGCGUCUCCUUACAAUAUAAAUUACAUGUCUUUGUCAAGAUUCAUUAAGAAGAAAGAGGCUUAUCAAGCUAACCCAGUAGCAUCUAAUUAUGGGCUGACUACGAAAGAAACUAGAGUUAUUGCAUAUCAGUUAGCCGAAAAAUAUAAUAAAAAAAUUCCCGAGACAUGGAGGCAAAAUAAAAAAGCUGGAGAAAUGUGGCUCAAGCUAUUUAUGAAACGGCAUCCUAAUUUAUCUUUAAGAUUACCACAACCCACUAGCAUGGCUCGCGCUACCAGUUUCAAUAAGACAAAUGUGGCCAUUUUCUUUGAUAACUACACAGGCGUCUUAAGUAAGCAUGAACUUGAUGCAAAAGAUAUUUGGAAUAUCGACGAAACCGGAAUAACUACCGUCCAGAAGCCUGAUAGAAUAAUAGCACGACGCGGAGAAAAACAGGUUAGUGCUAUGACAUCUGCAGAAAGGGGGAAUUUGGUCACACUGGCUUCAGCUGGAAAUGCAAUAGGUAAUUAUAUACUACUCAUGUUUGUAUUCCCACGCAAACGAUUCCAAGAGCAUUUUAUUAGGGACGGUCCAACUGGUUCAAUCAGAACAGCUAACGGAUCAGGUUGGAUGCAAGAGGAUGAUUUUUAA
Messenger RNA from Leptinotarsa decemlineata (Colorado potato beetle), 828 nucleotides. RefSeq lists its product as uncharacterized. Lineage: Eukaryota; Metazoa; Arthropoda; Insecta; Coleoptera; Chrysomelidae. The record is from RefSeq and is a predicted model, not a curated record.